AUGUCGAGUUCAACUGUGACCGCUAUGGACUCAAUAGUCCCAACUGCAGAGUCAUCCAUCAAAAUCAAACCCGAGGAAAAAACCAAGCCAACAUUGUCUGAAUAUAAUGCUUCUUCAACAUCGCCCUCGGAACUCGUUGCGGCUAUUUGUCGUGAUGGAGGGGUCAUCGUUCGGAACUUUGCUUCUAAAUCCACCCUUGCCGCCCUCGAACAGGAGAUUCGACCUUACCUUGACGCAGAUGAAGGCUAUGACGGCGAAUUCUUUUCCAAGGACACUCGGAAAGCCCAAGGCCUUGCGGCCAGAUCACCAACCUUUUGCAAGGACAUUCUCGCCAACGAUCUGUGGCGCGGUGUCUAUGAAACUCUUCUCACCACAACUACUAAGUCAUGGACUGGGGACAACCUCCACGAAUGCGUUUCUCGCCCUCAGCUUAGUUCUUGCGCUGUGAUCGCUAUCCACCCAGGUGGUAAGGCACAGCCCCUUCACCGGGAUGAUAUGGUGCAUCAUGUGAGCAAUCCAGCUGUCACAGCCAACAAUUAUCAAAUUGGAAGAGACACAAGCGUCGGGCUAUUUCUUGCAGGAACCAGGACUACGAAGACGAACGGAGCCACACGAUUCCAACCCGGAAGCCAUCUCCAGGCGACAAUAGAUCCGCCCAGCGAGCAAGACUCUGUCUACGCAGAAUUGGAAGCUGGCGACGCCUUCAUGAUGCUGGCUUCCUGCUACCAUGGCGGAUCUGCGAACAAGACGACGGACGAGGAAAGAUUGGUUUAUAUUCACUUCAUGAUCAAAGGAUAUCUACGUCAGGAGGAGAAUCAAUAUUUGGCAGUUCCUCGAGAACAAUUACUCCAAUACCCCGAAUUCGUCCAAAGAAAGAUUGGCUACGAAAUCAGCGAGCCGUAUCUUGGCUGGGUUAAUUUGGCUGAUCCGCUGAAGUUUGUAAAAGGAGAGGACACGAAGAUGAGUGAUUUAUACUGA
Messenger RNA from Cladophialophora psammophila CBS 110553, 978 nucleotides. RefSeq lists its product as uncharacterized. The record is from RefSeq and is a predicted model, not a curated record. NCBI's taxonomy places the organism in Eukaryota, Fungi, Ascomycota, Eurotiomycetes, Chaetothyriales, Herpotrichiellaceae. The coding region runs from base 1 to 978 and encodes 325 amino acids. The transcript has 2 exons.